ACAACAUAAAGGCAGCGUUCCGAGCUAAAAAACUUGCAAUUCAUGGCGUGGAGGAGUCGGCGGGGGCAGCUGCCGCCUUCUGAUAUCUGUGUGAGGUUAGGCGGCUGAGCAGCAGAUCAUGGUCUGAGCCCAGUGAUCAUCGAGCCGAAACGCGAAGCUGCUCUGAGUGUUGUCCUCUGUUUUUUCUUUUUUUUCUUUUUUUUUUCCCUUCCCCGUCUUCUUGCUCCUCUCCUCGGUGAAAUCUGACACAACAUCAGCGGCUUUCCUCUCGUUUGGAUGGCAGAUUCGGGCUAAGUGGCGUGGGUGUUUCGCAGUCCAACAGUAUCAGGAGAAGGGAAAGACUCGGCUCUCAGACUGCAGCGUUUCAGAUGCCUUCAACUUUGAACGAGAGGGACAACCCCUGAAACCCGGUUUUACACGAGGGACAGAGACACACAUACACACACACACACACACACACACACACAGAGACACACAUCUCCGUUAUCUUCCGCUGUAUGUAAAGGACGCGUCUCGGUAAAAGGUGAUCGGAGAACAGACGGGAACCAUGGCAGCUACUUUAUCGGCGGAUGAAGAGCAGGCUACCAGGCAGUUUCUGGAGGAGAUCAACAAGUGGACCAGUCAGCAUGGAGUGUCACCGCUGUCCAGGGAAUUGGCCGUCAAGUUCCUCAUGGCUCGCAAGUUUGAUGUCCUCCGAGCCAUUGAGCUAUUUCACAGCUACAGGGAAACGCGUCUUAAAGAAGGAAUCGUCAGACUUCAGCCUCAGGAGGAACCUCUGCGCUCAGAGCUGCUUAGUGGAAAGUUUACAGUGUUGAGUGUACGAGACCCUUCAGGGGCUUCCAUCGCUUUGUACACAGCUAAACUUCACCACCCCAACAAGACAGGCAACCACGUGGUGCUUCAGGCACUCUUCUACCUCCUGGAUCGGGCUGUGGAAAGCUUUGAGACCCAGAGGAAUGGCCUGGUGUUUAUCUACGACAUGGCAGGUUCCAACUACACAAACUUUGAGCUGGACCUGAGCAAGAAGAUCCUCAACUUGCUGAAGGGGGCGUUCCCUGCCAGGCUGAAGAAGGUGUUGAUUGUGGGGGCCCCUGUUUGGUUUCGAGUGCCCUACAAUCUGCUCAGCCUGCUUCUCAAGGAGAAACUUAGGGAGAGGGUUCAGAUGGUAAAAAUGACCGAGCUGCGCCAGCACCUUCCCAGAGACUGUCUCCCCCAGCACCUCGGUGGACUGCUGCCUCUGGAUGCAUACAGCUGGAACCAGCAGCUAUUGGCCGGCCAGAACGGCAGAGUGGACCCUGUGGAUGAGUUGGUGAGCAUCCCCUUGGAAGAUACUUCCAUUCACACCCCUGGACCCGAAUCCAUGCGCCCGCAGGAGCUGCUGGCACACCUCGGCAGGCUUCAGCGCUCAGGCAUCCAUCAGGAGUAUGAGGAGCUCCGUAAAGAACCGCCGUCCGGAACCUUCCACUGUGCACAAGCAGCCUGCAAUCAGGAGAGGAAUCGCUACGGAGACGUGCUGUGCCUUGAUCAAACAAGAGUUCGUUUGAAACCCAGAAAGAACGAGAGAUCAGACUACAUCAAUGCCAGCUUUAUGGACGGCUACAAACAGAAGAAUGCAUACAUUGGUACACAAGGACCACUGGAAAAGACCUACGGUGAUUUCUGGAGAAUGGUCUGGGAACAAAACGUGCUUGUUAUUGUCAUGACAACCAGGACAGACGAGGGUAGUCGGAGGAAAUGUGGACAGUAUUGGCCACUGGAUGAAGGGGGACAAGAGGUCUACGGCCACAUGGCAGUGGUGAACCAAAGGGUGGACCACCACACCCACUACAACCACACAACCCUUGAACUGCACAACACUGAGACAUGUGAACAGAGACAAGUGAGUCAUUUCCAGUACCUCAGCUGGCCCGAUUACGGCGUUCCCACCUCAGCUGUGACUCUUAUUGACUUCCUGGGAGCUGUGAAGAGACAACAGAGGAAAAUGGUGAAGGCUUUGGGACCUCAGUGGACAGGCCACCCACUGGGACCCCCGAUGGUCGUCCAUUGCAGUGCAGGGAUCGGGAGAACAGGUACCUUCUGUGCCCUGGACAUCUGUCUGUCCCAGCUACAGGACGUAGGCUCACUAAAUGUGUGCCAGACGGUGCAACGCAUGAGAACACAGAGAGCCUUCAGCAUUCAAACCCCAGACCAGUACUACUUCUGCUACAAUGCCAUUUUGGAGCACGCCCAAAGGCAGGGCCUGCUCCCAGCCAAUCAGUGAGCUUCAGCCCCGACUUCCCAAACCAAUCCAUGAGCCUUGAGAUUUCUGCAGUCAGUCUGUUAACCCCAAGCUGUGUUGUGUGACCAAUUAGUGAAUCCAGGAAAAUGACUUCCUCACAGAGGCUGUCAUUUGAAACUAGGCCAUUCUUCACUGGCAAGACCAAGACAAGACAGCGACAAUAAAAAGCUUGAGUGCUGACAUUAUGAUGUUUCAGUGUGAUAACAUUCUGGCUGCCAACAAUGUGACAUUUUGUUUUGGCCGAACAUAUCUCAGAAAAUAUGUGGCAGAGUGAACACACUGCUCCAGUGUUGUGCAGUUUCGUGCUCUGUGGUCAAGGGCAUUGGGUGAAAUGAUUGAGGUAAUGUUCAUUGACCUUUUUGUUUAUUUAUUUUCCACUUUAAGCCAAUGGUUUAGGGACCUUUUUAAAGGAGUAAUUCACCCCAAAAUAAAAAGUCAGUCAUUAUCCCACAUCAGUUAAAAAUCCAGAGUUUAAAAGGUUUUUUUUAUGACAACUAAACAAUAAAUUUGACUUUUAAUUGCAUUUCAUUCAGAUUCUCCAUGAAGGUUGAAGUUAGCGUUACUUUUCUUCAAACAGCUUCUGUAGAAAAGAAGCUCGUUUUUGUACCCAAAUUAAUUCCUCAUAGGCAUAAGUACUUCUUGUACACAAACAGCAUUUUGAGAUAAGUUAAAUGUAAUCAUUUAGAAACAGUUGAGAUGGGGCGACAGUGGGUGUUUCAAGUGACAAUCAAAAUGUAAGUUAUUGACACAAUUUAAAUUUUGGGGUGAAAUGGUCCUUUAACUAAGUACACCAUUUUUAUUCCACACGAGGAGCUUAAUCACACUCAAACACCAAUAAUAGGGUCGUUUUUGCACCUCCUGUGUCCAGUAAAUAUUGCGUUCACCGCAGUGGAUUUUUUUUUUUUUUUUAGCACAUGGUUACGUAGAUGGUACGAGCGAGUUCUGCGUCGUCUCAGGAGUGUCACACUGAGCACAGGAGGUGAAACUUCCCAAACUUGUUGGCAAAAACUGUUUAAUCAAAAGGUCUUUUGCCAUGACGUUGUUGUAUUUCUUUGAGGUGUCAUGAUGCAUUCUCCUCUCAGUGAAUAUCACUGAAUGUCAGUGAGGAGCAGCAAAGCACAUCCAGAAGUAUCAGGCUGUAAACUCCUAAAUGGCUGUUAUGUCCCGUCUGUGAUCACUCAUUAAACUGCUGUCCAUGUGAAUUCCUAUUUAGUUUUUUUGUUGUGUUUUUCCAGUGUAUCCACUGAAACCCAUAUACCUUCCAUCUCACCUAAGUAUUGACUUGCAGUACAGACAGUGACCAGUGUCUGUGGCUGCCUUUGCUCACUAGCAGUGCCAUCGUGCUUUAGCGAUUGUGGGAAUGUAUUGCUAAACCACACCCACACAGAUACACACGUUUAGAGCAGUCCAUGCUGCAUUGACUAAGCCAUUGAAACAUAAAUCUGUGUAAGUCAUCAGUUAAGACCUCAUGAGUAGUGCAAUACUUUUUUUUUUUACACAAAUCACGUCUUAGCACUUUUUUUUUAGUAACUAUUCCCACUGUGCUCUGAGAUUAGUCAUUACAGCGAUAGGAUGGGAUGACAAAUAAAACUUAAUAGUAAUUCUGUAGGUCUACACGUGAUGCUGGGAUAACUUGAUUGUUAUUGUUAAAUUUAGUGACGCUUAAAUAUAAAACAUGUAGUGACAUUUUGGACUUACUGUAAACGUCUGCAUAGAGCUUUAUUGGGACAAAUCAAGAGGAUUUUACAGGGAAACCAGAAAUUAAUGAUAGAAUAGCUGAAUAAGCAUGCACAAAUCUGUACCUACGCCCUAUAAAGUCCUUCUUGGGCACUUGAGAGUCAGAAAUUUUGUCUGAAGUAUAUUUUCAUUAUUCUUGUGUUACUUUAAGUUCUACAGACUGUGGUUGUAAUCAGUGCUUUCAUCUGGUCCCAGUGUCUUGCCAUUAUUAUAGAGUACAUGUACAAAUACUGAGCAUCUGUGUGUCAUAUGCUGCAUUAUGUUGUUGCCGGGUGAAAAAAACAAAAACAAAAAAAUGUGUUCUUUACUACAGAAUUCAUAUUGAAUUUGCUUGUAGUGAAGCAUUUUUUUUAAGUCUGCCAUCCUCAUGCACUCUGAUUUUAGAAUUAUUUUUCCUUUCUAUGAUGGACGCAAAAUGUGCCCUAUUUUAUUUUUCUAUUGUAUUCAACAACUGUUUUCAUACAAUUACCCAGGAUUAUACAGUUAUCUACAUUAAUUUUAUAUUUGUUCUGUUAUAACCUAUUACUUUUAUCAUUCGUAUGACUAUUGAAUCAAGCUAUACUGUAUUAAAAUACAAACCAUGUCAACAUG
Messenger RNA from Toxotes jaculatrix (banded archerfish), 4606 nucleotides. RefSeq names its product protein tyrosine phosphatase non-receptor type 9a (gene ptpn9a). Gene Ontology annotation, molecular function: protein tyrosine phosphatase activity. The transcript is spliced from 13 exons. Bases 548 to 2260 code for a protein of 570 amino acids. NCBI's taxonomy places the organism in Eukaryota, Metazoa, Chordata, Actinopteri, Toxotidae. The record is from RefSeq and is a predicted model, not a curated record. Gene Ontology annotation, biological process: protein dephosphorylation.